CUCUUGCAUAUAGGCUGGUGUCUUUACCCCGGAAUCGGACGAUGGGCCGAACAUCCCGGUUAAAGAUGAACUUAUACCAGGUUUGAGACGUUGUUCUCGUCCUCUUUUCACCCGCAGCCGAGUGUUUACUCCGGUCAGACAUGGAGAAAGUUGUCGUUGUAACCGGGGCGAACAGUGGCAUUGGCCUAGCCCUGUGUGAAAGGCUGCUGACUGAGGACAGCCAGCUCCGGCUGUGUCUGGCCUGCAGAAACAUGCAGCGGGCCGAGGCCGCUCGCUCUGCUCUGCUGACCUCUCACACCGACGCCCAAGUAGAUUUACUGCACCUCGAUGUGGGCUCUGUGCAGUCAGUGCUCACUGCUGCUCAGCAGAUCAAGUCCAGGUACAGAAGAAUUGAUUUUCUGUAUCUAAAUGCAGGAAUUAUGCCCAACCCGCAAGUGAAUAUCAAAGCAUUUUUCAAGGGUCUGUUCUCCAGGAAGGUCAUCCACAUGUUUGCGACAGCAGAGGGCCUCUUAACUCAGCAGGACCUCCUUAACUCAGAUGGUCUGCAGGAAGUUUUCACCACCAACCUCUUUGGUCAUUUUCUCCUGAUCAGGGAGCUGGAACCUCUGCUGUGUGAGGCAGGUCACACGUCCAGGAUAGUGUGGACCUCCUCGAGUAACGCCCGCCGCUCUGCCUUCAGCAUGGAGGACAUGCAGCACAGAAAUGGGACAGAGCCCUACAGCUCAUCCAAGUACGCGUCAGACAUGCUCAGCCUGGCACUCAACAGACACAAGAACAGCCAGGGGCUCUUCUCCUCUGUAAUCUGUCCAGGACUGGUGAUGACUAAUCUGACCUAUGGCAUCCUCCCCUCCUGCUUCUGGACUCUCAUCAUGCCCAUCAUGUGGCUGAUUAGAUUCUUCACCAACACAUUCACACUUACACCGUACAACGGAGCAGAGGCACUGCACUGGCUGUUUAUCCAAAAGCCAGAGUGUCUCGAUCCAAGAGCAAAAUAUCACAGUUUAACAUCGGGAUUUGGAACGAACUACACUCAACCUCGACAGAUGGACAUUGAUGAGGAAAUGUCUGAAGUGCUGUAUUCACAGCUUCUUGAACUUGAAAAAGUUGUCAGAAAGAAACUGAGUGAGAGGCAUGCUGACAGAGAAGCUAAAGCACCAUGAGAGAGAGCAGAAUUUUUGUAAACCAUAAUCAGCAGGCUUCUUACCUUACAAGCUGUCAUCAGUGGCUGCUUCUAGCACAGAUCAUACGUCGUGAUGCACAGUUUGCUGACUGCCCUGGCUUGUGUAAAUAAACCAAACAGCUCUUAGGUCUCUCUUACCGUAGAGGCCUGUGUUUUUUGUAAUGCAAUCAGUUUAUGCAGACUUUUAACUGAUGUUUGAAUAAUAAAUAUAAACCUUUUUAAUCCAC
Scatophagus argus is the source of this 1407-nucleotide messenger RNA. RefSeq names its product 3-keto-steroid reductase/17-beta-hydroxysteroid dehydrogenase 7-like. The record is from RefSeq and is a predicted model, not a curated record. Gene Ontology annotation, molecular function: 3-beta-hydroxysteroid 3-dehydrogenase (NADP+) activity; 5-alpha-androstane-3-beta,17-beta-diol dehydrogenase (NADP+) activity; estradiol 17-beta-dehydrogenase [NAD(P)+] activity. Gene Ontology annotation, cellular component: endoplasmic reticulum membrane. Gene Ontology annotation, biological process: cholesterol biosynthetic process. The transcript has 11 exons. Lineage: Eukaryota; Metazoa; Chordata; Actinopteri; Scatophagidae. The coding region runs from base 141 to 1160 and encodes 339 amino acids.